UGUCGGAAUGUUUACAUGGGCUACCAACUAAAGCAAAUAAAAACUCGAUAAAUGUUUGCACUGUGUGGUAUUAUAAAAUUACUUUUUGAGAUCAGUUAAAAUAAAGAAAAUGAUGAGACGGAAAAGUGAGGAUUCGUUUGGUAAAACCAACAACAAAGCUCAUUAUGAAGUGAUUGACAAAAAGGCGAAGGAACGAAAAAGAAAUUUGCUUUACCUCAUUGACCAGUACUUGAAAGAUGAAGGAUAUUUUGAGACAUCAGAAUCUUUGCAAUUGGAAGCACACCUUACAACACAGUAUUCAGUCUGCGACAACAUUGAUCUUCCAACUGUCCUCCAGGAAUAUGAGUCUUACUUCUACCUCAGGUAUCAAAAGCAUCCAAAGGUUUGCAAGCUGCUGGAAAAGCCCACUCGGAACGAGCUUGCCGCACUCAAAGACUGCCGUAGUGCCAGACAGAAGAACCGGCUCAAAAAGUCCGAGUCCAAAGAUCCCAAGCCGGACGAUAUUGCUGAUUUGAUGAACAUCCAGUCCUACAACAAAGAAACUGACGCACCAUCAGAGCCUCCUGCCUUUAAGGAAUCGGCAGCCCCAGCCAGCAUUUUCAAGGCUCCCGAGCUCCUCGAGUUGUCAGAGAACAUAACUAGAGAAAUUGUCACCACCGACUUAGAUGUAAAAUGGGAACAUGUGAUAGGUCUAGACAAAGCAAAACAGGCUUUGCAGGAAACCUUGAUAUUUCCGCUACAACACCCACAUCUAUUCCAAGGCAUUUUAUCGCCCUGGAAAUCAGUUUUGCUUUAUGGUCCACCUGGCACAGGUAAAACUAUGCUUGCAAAGGCACUUGCAAGCGAGGGAAAAUUUACAUUUUUCAAUAUAACGGCAACAAGCGUGGUUAGUAAAUGGAGAGGAGAGUCGGAGAAAUUGAUGAGGGUUCUGUUUGAGACAGCAAAGCACAAAGCACCAUCAGUUAUUUUCCUUGACGAAUUUGAGGCCCUUGCUUGUCGCUCGACAGAUGAUCACGAAGGCAGUAAACGACUUAGGGCAGAGUUUCUAAUGCAAUUUGACGGGCUGAGUAGCUCUACGGCAGAGCAGGUUUUUGUGCUAGCAAUCACAAACUCGCCAUGGUCUCUUCAAACCUCAAUUCUGAGGCGAUUUGAAAAAAGAAUCUUCGUGGAUUUGCCUAAUGAGGAAGACAGGGAAGUCAUAAUUCGACAGUUACUGCCUGAAGAUGGGAGCACCAACCUAAAUUGCUAUAUCGACUACAAGAGCAUUGCCCAGUUAACAGACGGAUACUCUGGAUCCGACUUAAAGACGAUGUGUCGUGAAGCAGCCAUGAGUGUCUUGAGGCAAUCUCUAACCAAGACAGACAGCAACAUUGCAAAGGCUGGGAAAUUAAAAGUGUUGAAUGUGACUACCAAGGAUGUCGAGAAAGCGAUUUCCAUGACAAAGCCCACAACUAGUGCCAAACAGAACGUCUACAAGGAGUGGGAGAAAAGUCACGGCUCAGGCUAAAAUUUUGUAAUCUUGCAGUAGCAACCAUGCUUCUGUAUUUUUUAAAUUAAUAGUCACUGAUCAUCAGCUUAGAGAAGAUUAAAACAAAAUUUGCACUUCCACUUAUUGGGUCCAGAGUUGUUCCGACACUAAUCACUGUGGCUUUUGACCUUGCUUUAGUCCAAGAUAGUAACCUGUGUGAAAUCCGUUGAGGUACCACGACAUGCACAUUGAAGAAAGAGCCUCUGCUUCGUCAGCUGGCAAGUGGGCAGUAAAUUGAGAAAUUGGAGGAGGAGGAGGAAUAUUCUGAAAAUUAAUUUUCAUCGUAAGACUUUAAGAGAAUUAGCAAUUUUAUAAUAUACCAUCUGGAAUGAUGGAUCCAUCGGGUAACUUGGUUGGGGAUAAGAGGCACUUGCUUGGUGCCUCUUUGGCUGCUCAUUCUUGACCUUCAUCUUGGUCUCGGGCACAGCUUUUGUAACCUCAGGAGCAUGGCUUGACCAUUCCAUAGCAGCAGCCUGGGCUUCGGAUUCCAAAGCCAGCUAGAAUAUUGAAAAUUUAUACUUGUAAAAAUAAAAAAUAAU
This is a messenger RNA of Neocloeon triangulifer, 2067 nucleotides long. Its product is annotated as katanin p60 ATPase-containing subunit A-like 2. The transcript is spliced from 9 exons. Gene Ontology annotation, molecular function: protein binding; ATP hydrolysis activity; ATP binding. NCBI's taxonomy places the organism in Eukaryota, Metazoa, Arthropoda, Insecta, Ephemeroptera, Baetidae. The record is from RefSeq and is a predicted model, not a curated record. Bases 110 to 1507 code for a protein of 465 amino acids.